This is a messenger RNA of Schizosaccharomyces octosporus yFS286, 3316 nucleotides long. RefSeq lists its product as uncharacterized. The record is from RefSeq and is a predicted model, not a curated record. Lineage: Eukaryota; Fungi; Ascomycota; Schizosaccharomycetes; Schizosaccharomycetales; Schizosaccharomycetaceae. Gene Ontology annotation, molecular function: ATP binding; ATP hydrolysis activity. The transcript has a single exon. Bases 570 to 2750 code for a protein of 726 amino acids.
CUUUAUUUCAAUUCAUUAGUAUACUAAGGAUUUACAGCAAAUUCUCGAUAGAUAUAAACAUAGCUUUUUCUGCAAGGUUUUCAAUAAAGCACACAUUGAAUUUUCAAACGUUGUAUUUAUUUAUUUAUGUUUCUUGUCAUUUUGGGUAAUUUUGACAUUGCUGAUAUUUGCAUUUCCCAUAUAUGUUUACAUUAUGAGAAAGGAUUUUGCCCUCUGCGUCAUUGUGUGAUCAUAUACUAGGAUUAGUUUUGGAUUUUCAAAUCGACUAGAAACUUCAUAAGAGCACCCUCUCAGGUACAUUUUGAACUAUCUAAUUGAAGCAUUUUUCCUACUUUUGCUAUAACUUUUUAAAUUUGACUAGGAUUGAAAAUCCGUGGUUUCACUUGAGAGUAAUAUUUCCACAUAUACUUCAUUUUGUACAAAUCGUUUGAAUUAUAAAAUAAUCCAUCCUUUUGACAUUCAGAACAGAUUCUUUACCGUUUCAGAUUUCGAUUAACCGUCUAUUGUCAAUUUAAAUUGUUUUAAUCGAUAUUGGGUUUUGCCUGAGAGUAAGAGAGAAUGCUAAAAAAAUGAGCUUAGAACAAUGUUACAAUGGAACUCAAACAUUCGCAAAGGUAGCAUUGCAUAAGCAAAAGUCUUCAGAUUAUGUAGACGCCAUUGUUAUGUUUGAGAAAGCCAAACAAAAUAUACUCGACAAUCCCAGUUUUCAAUUUUGCAAAGAUACUAUCGACGAUCUGAAUCCAGAAGAACGACAGUACACAGAGGCCCUUGUUUGCAUGUUGGAGCAGAUUUCUACUCAAGUUGACCAACUAAGAAAUGAAGUUGUACUACAAGAAGCUGCCUUUCAACAACUUAAAAGUCACCAGCCCGCCAACUAUACAGCAUAUAAAGAAGAAGAAGGAGCGACGAAGCAUCUUUCCAGAGGAAGUCGGGAGAGACAACGUUCGGCCACAGGGACCAUGCAGAGCAAUGCUAGUUCCUCUAGCCAAGUUACCCCAGUUGGCCCAACAUGCCGUACAUCAUUGCGCCCAGCUAUAGUGGAUACAGAAGGAAAUAGCCCACCGAAGCCCUCAAAAUCUUCCAAGAUUAAAAACGUCAUUUUUGGAAAUAAAUUUCUUUCAUCGCCCAAACCCUCCAAACCCAUCAACCCUCCAUCGGAAGAGUCACGCCUGAAGAAUGCAAAUAAAGCCGCAUUACUUGCUUGGGGAUUACUUUCUCCUACAAAAAAAGCAGAUCAUCCGCUGCCGGCUUCUUAUAUUGCUUCCAGUGCUGCAUAUAAGCCCCAUAAUCAUCAGACUGAUGGUUAUACUUAUCCUAAAACCCGAUCGUUUGAAAGUUCUCGUCACCACCAUCAGUCUUCCUACCUUCCUCCCGCCUCCUCAUCUAUUAAUACAAAACAAAAAACUAGUUUGCCAAAGCCUAAUUCAUCAGAGACUACAGAAUCAAUUGCGAUUCCAAAGAGGUAUCAUGGAUCUCCUUCUCCUUCAGGAUCUAGCUCAAAACUACCUGUUCAACCUUCCUCUUCUAGCUCUGCUAUAAAUAUGCCGACAAAAACGGAACCUAAUUCACUUGAAAUCCCUGAAUUUCAGCCAUCGUCUUCUUCUCCUUCUUUUUUGCAUCCGGCUAACUUUAAUAAUCCGUUUUUAAGACACCUGCUAUCUCCCUCAGAGCUCUCACUUUCAUCUGUCAAUGACAGCAUAUCUUCCCAAAGCGUCAAAGAUGGAUGGGAUGUUUCUUCUUCUACAGAAAAAGUUGCAAAUACAAAUAUGGGUCCUUUUCCAGAAACAAAUACUUUAAGAAGCAGAGAAGAGCAAGUACUUCAUGAGUGUCCGGAAAUUGAAGAGGAACUAGGAAGAAACAUCCUAAGAGAAAUUGUAGUAAAAGGCGAUGAAGUACUUUGGGAUGAUAUUGCCGGUUUAAAUGCAGCAAAGGAGUCUUUGAAAGAGGCAGUUGUAUACCCCUUUUUGCGACCAGAUUUAUUUCAGGGUCUUCGUGAACCGGCACGUGGUAUGCUUCUUUUUGGUCCCCCAGGGACAGGGAAGACGAUGUUGGCUCGUGCGGUUGCUACCGAAUCGAAAUCUACCUUUUUUUCGAUAUCGGCGUCAAGUUUGACAUCCAAAUUUUUGGGAGAAUCAGAAAAACUGGUUCGAGCACUUUUUACGUUAGCGAAAAAAUUAUCUCCCAGUAUUAUUUUUGUGGAUGAAAUUGAUUCGUUAUUAUCGGCCAGGAGUGCUGACGGAAAUGAGCAUGAGAGCUCAAGACGAAUCAAAACAGAAUUCUUAAUUCAGUGGUCUUCGCUUGCCAGAGCUGCUGCUUCCAGAGAAUCGGCCGACCAACCCAGAGUUUUAGUCCUCGCGGCUACAAAUUUACCAUGGUCAAUUGAUGAGGCUGCUCGCAGAAGAUUUGUUCGCCGAACCUACAUCCCUUUACCUGACGACAUGGGUCGACGAGUUCAUAUUAAGAACCUUUUGCAACACCAAAAGCAUUGCCUAACCGAUGAAGACAUAGAAGAAGUUAUAAAAGCUACCAAGUUCUAUUCUGGAUCAGAUUUAACAGCAUUAGCCAAAGACGCUGCUAUGGGUCCACUACGAGCGUUGGGAGAGUCCCUGUUAUUUACUAAGAUGGAAUUAAUUCGGCCAAUGAACCUUCAAGAUUUCCAACAAAGUCUAAAAGUCAUAAGGCCUAGUGUGAACUUGGAUGGAUUGGAGCGAUAUGACCGGUGGAAUACAGAAUUUGGGCAGCAAGCAUAAUAUUGAGAAGAGAUGUCAGGACGUCUAGUAAUGCUGCUCCUAUUAAUAACAAGAAUAUCAUUCGCCCAAUAGUUUUAUGUUUCAUGAAACCUGAUAUUUAUGAAUGAGUCGGAAAUCUGGGAAGGACUAAAUUGAUUGUCUUAGUAGGCGAGUUUACCCUUGGCUUAAAGUUAUAUCAAAAUAUAGUCUUUUGACUUCAUUAUGUACAUUUAUGAGUUACUUUUAUUUUUUUUUUGCUUGGAGAAAUGACUGUGUUUUCUUAUGUGUCUAUAAUUAAAAGAUGACGACAGCUUGGAUGUGUGUUGGCGAUAAUUCUUGAUAUUUUCAUCUAUGAUUUUGUCAAGAUGAAAGGAUACGAUUGUUACACUUGCUAUUUAUUUAUAUAUAUGGUUUUCUUUGCUAGUUUUCCAAACGUCUAUAUUAAGUGUGCAGAUCAUAUUAAAGUCGCUUUUACGUUCGAUGCUACUAUGAUCCAUACAUCCUUAAUAUGAUAAUUGUUACCGUAUACUUCAGCUAGUAGAUCGUUGCAGCGAAUAUAUUGAACGAAUAUAAGCUUAUAGAACCGA